CUUUGAGCUCUUCAAAGUUCUACAACGUUAACAACACAACACAACACAACACUACCUACCUACCUCUUCAUCAUCAAACAUCACUCUCGACUUGAAAUUGAAAUGCCUUCGUGAUUUCACUACACUUGAAACUGGCCAAGUCUAGAUGCAGCACAUGAAAUGUUUGCCUGGUAUGUACAACUUCUUGUGAGAACCAAUACCUCUUCAACCUUCUUUCCCCCACCAUUCUCCCGUAGCAACCUGAUGAUCACUAUUAUUGGAGCUGUCUUAUUAAAAACUGAUGACACAAUUUUUAUUACGCAACUUAACAACUUCUGAAUGCUCUUCAGCACAAAUCAUGUUAUGUACGCAUACAUAGUGUUGGCACGUAACUGACUUGAAUCCAGCUUCAGCAGAAAUAUCCACAACUUGAAUUAGGUCCCUAUUUGAAACCCGUGUCACGAGGAGAGGUCGUCGAAGUUCUUUUUUUCCUUGCAGUGUUCUCAAUUAUAUGACAUCAAUUUUCCAUCAACCAUGUCUCAAGCGCCAACAUUGAAUGUCAAUGACGGUACUACACCUCAGUCGGCAUCAAAUGGUGAACGAGUUGACCCGGGCGGAUUUAAGCUUAAGUUCUGCACAGUUUGCGCCAGUAACAACAACAGGUAUACUCGAUACAUCACAUUGCCCAUUGAUUUGUCGCUAACGUGAUCUUUUCUCAGAUCAAUGGAAUCACACUUACGUCUCGCUGCGGCUCAUUAUCCCGUGAUAUCUUUUGGAACAGGCUCUUUAGUUAGAUUACCAGGGCCUUCCAUCUCACAACCUAAUGUAUACCAAUUCAACAAAACCUCAUAUGACAGCAUGUACAAAGAACUCGAAUCUAAAGAUCCGCGUCUCUACCGGGCUAAUGGUAUUUUGAAUAUGCUUGGACGAAAUAGAUCAGUAAAAUGGGGGCCAGAGAGAUGGCAAGAUUGGCAAGUCGGUGUUCCAAGAUUACAACACAAUACAGAUCAAGGUGCCGAGGGUGUAGAAGGAGGCGUCGUGGAUGUCGUUAUUACCUGUGAAGAAAGGUGCUGGGAUGCUGUCGUUGACGACCUUCUUAAUCGUGGCUCCCCAUUAAAUCGUCCCGUGCAUGUCAUCAAUGUUGAUAUCAAAGAUAAUCAUGAAGAAGCUCUAGUAGGCGGUAGGGGAAUCCUUGAUCUUGCGGACUCCCUCAAUAAAGCUGCGGCCGAGGAGAGGGAACUUAACCCCACCGGAUUUGACAGUGGAAGUGCCAGUAGUAGGGCUGGUUUUGAUGAAAGGGUACCGGAGAUCAUCGGAGAAUGGCAGGAAAGAUGGCCGAAUCUACCAGCAGUAUGGACAUUAGCAUGGUUCUGAACACUUGCAUGACGGUUUUCUUAUUAUGGCGUUGAGGCUACGAGGUAUACCCAUCUUAUGCGGCGUUUAGGGUAAAAUUUUGAGCGGACUUUGAGCGGACUUUGACAUGAGAUGGCAUCUUUAAAAUCGAAGAUGGAGCCUUUAUAUCACAAACCAGCGAUUCAUGCAUCAAAUCCGAAUCUUAGCUUGAAUUACAAAUAUACUUAGUUGAUGUCAAGCUCCAAAACCGUUGAGAUUAAGUAGAAUAAAGGUAUUACCCAAACUAGUCUGAAAGAGUAAAGGAGACAGGGCGAAAGAAAAUUGAGAUUCUAAGAUUAGAUUACCGGUAUGGGGCCCGUGAUUUAAAAAUAUCACAAGUGAAGCUUUCAAAGUUCUAGACUAGGACGUCUAGACGUACAAGCACGAAGCUAGAAUUGAGGAAAGAAUCCCAUAAGAUUGGAACUCAAAAUGCUUUGAAUCUAGUUAGUAGGCAUAUUUUCGCGGAAAUCCUCCUUACAUGAUUUUGAGAUUUGAGACGACCUUCUCUAUCUCUUCUUUUCACGGGGUAGUACUAGGUUGGUAGGUACCUGUAAGUGAGGAUGACGGGUUUGAAGUUCCAGAUUGUUUUAAAGGAUGGAACACGGGCUGCACAGGGUGAAAUAUCUGUAAAUACAUAUGGGAUUAACGGCAACAGAAAUCAGCAAUUAUAAUGGCUU
Molecule: messenger RNA, 2048 nt
Organism: Sclerotinia trifoliorum
Lineage: Eukaryota; Fungi; Ascomycota; Leotiomycetes; Helotiales; Sclerotiniaceae
Source: the annotation of a GenBank genome assembly